Arctia plantaginis is the source of this 9639-nucleotide messenger RNA. The record is from the annotation of a GenBank genome assembly. Lineage: Eukaryota; Metazoa; Arthropoda; Insecta; Lepidoptera; Erebidae.
AUGACCCGCGAGGGCUUACAGGAGGAGGCGCGGGGCGGUGGGACGUGGGAUCAUCAAUCUCUAUCAGGGUAUCGCCGCCGGCGAUACUCGCUUCCGUUCCUGAAAAAAGUAGCCACGAAAAAUAUGACCGCUGUCUCUGGACACGUGACAGUACGACGUCGCUCGCCAAUAUAUUCAACUAACCGACAAAUCCCAUGGCGGUAUUCAAAAUCGCGUUCCCUUUUUAAAGUUGAGACGAUUCAAGUAACGAGUGUCGAAUUCUACGAGUCGGCUGCCCCGGUGGACCCCUCAGUAGACGAAGUGCCCCCGGAGGUGCGUCGACAAUUUGCAGAAAAUUUGAUUGCUCUACCGCCCCGGCGAUCGUCGUCGGUGGUUCGUGAAUAUUUUUUAAGUUGUCUACUUGAAGGGUCUCGGUUACCACCUGAUGUGCCGCCGCGCAACCCCACUAUGUCUCGGUUGAACGGCCGUAUCACUGGCAACCCUGCCGAUCUGGCCGAUUUCGAGCCUUCUUGCCUUGUGCGAACGCCUUCAGGCAACUUCUACGUGCCUUCGGGUGAAUGGGAUAUACAAAAGAAUCCGUCUAUGGACUACAAGUCAAAUUCGUCGUGUAGCAGUCCAGGAAAGCCAGAGAAAAAUACAUUAGAAAGAAUGGAGAGGUCAGAUCGACCUCAUCCGACAUUUGGCACCCCAGUGCCUGUCCUCCCAGUUCGGAACAAUCUCCGUUCUACAAAUUUUCCCCCAACCGGUUCACGGUUUCACUUUAGAAAAGGAUUUUCGUCAAGAUGCUCGUGGAAGUGUACAGCAAUAGUGUUCAUAAUACUCUUCAUUUUACUCUUAGCAAUUUCAUCUUAUAUGACAGCGUCAUACUUUGUCAACUGGGCGUAUCAAAACCCCAAGUCAUGUAUGGUAGUAGUUGGAGAACCCUCUGAAGUCUUUCCAGCAUCUAAGGCCACGUCAUUGGAAUUUGUAAAUAAGUCUAUUGCGCGGCCGCAUCAAAGUUUGCCGACCAUAGGCACAGGUAAAGAGGAACAUCAUUCCCGUCAACGUAGAAGUGUAGAUGUAGUAGAUGGGCAUGCUUCUUCUGUAUCACAAUCUCUUUCUUCCGAGAAUUCUUACAACGCUGAAAAUAUGCAUGAUAUUACUACGCCUAUUGUGAACACUGUUAGCUUAGUGCAUGGAGUGGACUCGGAGGCGGUCACCUUUCAACCGAAUGAAGACAAUAGCGAGGUGCCUAACAAUGCUUUUCUAUCUGUUAGUGUUGAUAACAUUUCUGUUAAUACUGGUGAUUUAACUCUUAAUAAUAAUCCAGAAUCUCAUACAAUUAAGGUGAUAGAAACAAGUGCUAUGCCGCUAACUUCUCAAGAAGUAACAACUAGUACAACUAAAAAAGUUAGUAGUGUAACGGCUAAACCGUUGAACGUAACUAAAGAGUCGGUGGAUACACCACCCGAAAUAAAUCAUAAAAUAAGCGCUCCUAUAAAUGCCAUUCAAGAUGAAAUAGCGUACGACCCUGAGAAUAUGCAGGGUGAUGCAUUUCCAUCGAUACAUUCGUUUGGUAUCCAAAAGCUUCAAAUUUUUAAAUUAGGUUCGCAAUUAGAACAUAUUAAGGCAGGACUACAUAUAUUUACUAAUGAAACCGUUGAAUCAGUGGAAAACCUAAAAAAGCUUCAUUACGAUAGUGUAAAUACAGUAACAAAAAAAGUAGUUGACACAACAACUACAACUAAAACUAGAACAGAUCAACCGGUAAUAAACACAUGGAGUUCUGAAGCGUCUACAACAGAUGUAGAAUUGUCAACAACUAACAAACCUUUAACAAUUUCACAAGAAGUGUAUUCCACUGUAAAUACAUUUACUGAACGCAACGAGCCUGUGACCACAACACCGAUCCCAUCAACUAAGGAUAACAUACUUACUUCUAGCACGACUACUGAAACGACAGUAGGCGGAGACCCAACUGUUAAUACUGUCGAAACAAAAACCACUGAUGUGACUAACCAUAAACAUGUGUUGAUUAACUUAACAAUUUCUGCUGAUGAUGCAGAGAAUGCAAUAUAUAAACCACUUUAUUCACUGACGUUUACUGUUCCUACAGUUGGUAAUACUAAUGAAAUUCCAACUGUUAAAAUAACUCCGAUGGAUGCAGAUCCUACCCAACCUACAAAUUUUAAUAAACCUAUCACAUUAGAAGGUUCUACAAAAUUCAACACACCCACAAAUAAAGAAAAUGAUUGGGGAGGCAGUUGUGAGUGUUCGUGCCCAGCAUGUAUAACCAAUGCCACUGAUGAUUUCUAUGAUACUGUUGAAAACCAAGCUACUUCGGCAUCGCCAAAAUCUGAUUUGACCACAACAGAUAAUCAAGAACCCAAAAGAAUAACCUCUAUUCUGCAACCAUCUACAACUGAAAAUCUGACCCAAAAGCCAACAACUACAGAAACGGUAUUUACAACAGAUAACGAUUUGACCUCAACAACAAUGAUCUCUUCCGAAACUUUUUCGACACCUGGAAGUGUAGAAACUACUACAGAUAUAACAACUACAACAGAAUCUGAAACUAUACCUACAACACAUGUGCCAAAAGUUGUUUGUCCAAAAAUUGAACCUCCACCCAUUCUAAUACUGGAAGGUGCGCACACGUUUCCCGCGCAAACAUUCCCACCUGACGGGACGACAUUCAAACAAAUUAAUUUAGGUGAAAAAUUAUCGAAAGAAAUCCCUCCAUACAGCUAUUGGAAUAUGCAAUUCUAUCAAACUCAAGCAAGUUAUGUGAAAUUUGACUACAUGAUACCCAGAGGGGCUUCCAUAGGUGUAUAUGCUCGAAGAAAUGCUUUACCCACACAUACGCAAUAUCAUAUAUUGGAAGUGCUCAGCGGGUUUAAAGCUCGAACUACAAGAACGUCACAUCCGUCAAUUAAGAAAGAAGUAACCCACUACAUGGAGCAAGGUCACUGGUUCCUAUCUCUGUACAACGACGACGGUGAUCCACAAGAAAUCACACUCCUAGCUAAUACAGCUGAUGAAAUGACGCACAACUGUCCAAACGGAUGUUCAGGUAAAGGAGAAUGUCUCAUGGGUCAUUGUCAAUGCCAGCCAGGCUUCGGUGGAGAUGACUGUAGUAAAAGUGUAUGCCCAGUUCUAUGUAGUCAACGAGGUGAAUACAUCAACGGCGAAUGUCAAUGUAACCCUGGAUGGAAAGGUAAAGAAUGCUCUCUUCGACAUGACGAAUGUGAGGUUCCAGAUUGUAAUGGCCACGGGCACUGCGUUAACGGAAAAUGUUUGUGCGUCCGAGGAUAUAAGGGCAAAUUUUGUGGUGACAUCGACUGUCCGCACCCAACCUGUUCUGGUCACGGAUUUUGUAUUGAAGGAUCCUGUAUCUGUAAGAAGGGGUGGAAAGGUGUUGAUUGCGCAACUAUGGACAAAGAUGCUUUACAAUGUCUGCCGGAUUGCUCAGGGCAUGGAACGUUUGAUGUUGAUACUCAGACUUGCACCUGCCACUCACGUUGGUCUGGUGACGAUUGUUCUAAAGAGAUUUGUGAUCUAGAUUGCGGUAUUCAUGGUAGAUGCGUUGGUGAAUCUUGUGUCUGCAGUCCUGGCUGGACCGGUGAAUUCUGUACAUCUAAACUCUGUGAUGCGAGAUGUAGUGAUCACGGUCAAUGUAAAAACGGUACUUGCCUUUGUGUGUCGGGCUGGAACGGUAGGCAUUGCACACUAGAGGGAUGUCCGAGAGGGUGUGCUGGUCAUGGCCAAUGCAAGGUAGCCAAUGACGGACAGUGGUCCUGCAAAUGUUUCGAGGGAUGGGAUGGACCUGACUGCACCACGCUCAAAGAACAGAUUUGCGAUGACUCUAAGGACAACGAUAAAGAUGGACUUGUCGAUUGUGAAGACCCUGAGUGCUGUCAGAGCCCAAUUUGUAAAGGCAGUCAGCUGUGUGUCUCAUCACCCAAGCCGACAGAUAUUCUCCUUAGGAAACAACCACCCGCGAUCACUGCUUCAUUCUUUGAACGAAUGAAGUUCAUCAUAGAUGAAGGUAGCCUACAAAACUAUGCAAAGCAGGAAAACUUCAACGAAAGUCGAUCGGCGGUAAUUCGUGGUCGUGUUGUCACAUUACUUGGGACUGGUCUGGUCGGAGUCAGGGUGUCGACCGAUACGCCGCUAGAAGGCUUUACACUCACAAGAGACGAUGGCUGGUUUGACUUGCUGGUUAAUGGAGGAGGUGCUGUCACUCUCAACUUUGGACGAGCACCGUUUAAGAGGGCUACGAAGGUCGUCUAUGUGCCUUGGAAUGAGGUUGUGAUAAUUGACACUGUGCUUAUGACAACAAUGGAUGAGAAGAUAAACAUGGGCCCACCGCAGGCCUGUCUGGCUCACGACUAUGACACCAUGAAGCCUGUAGUACUUGCCACGUGGAAACAUGGUUUCCAAGGAGCAUGUCCUGACAAAAGCGCUAUAUUGGCUGAGUCACAGGUCAUCCAAGAAAGUCUCGAGAUACCUGGAACUGGUCUCCACCUCGUUUACCACAGUUCAAGAGCUGCUGGCUACCUCUCAACCAUUCAACUACAAUUGACUCCUGAAAAGAUCCCUUCAACCUUGGCACUCAUUCACUUACGCAUCACUAUUGAAGGCAUACUCUUCAAGAAGACAUUUGAAGCAGAUCCUGUUAUUAAAUUCACUUACCCAUGGAACAGACUGAAUGUGUACAAACAAAGAGUGUAUGGAGUGACUACAGCUUUAGUCAAAGUUGGUUAUCAAUACACAGACUGCAAGGAUAUCAUAUGGAAUGUCCAAACGACUAAGCUAAGUGGUCAAGAUAUGAGCAUAUCUGAUGUUGGUGGAUGGAAUUUGGAUAUACAUCAUCGUUAUAAUUUCCACGAAGGCAUUCUUCAAAAGGGCGAUGGUACAAAUGUGUACUUGAAGCACAAACCUCGCGUGAUCAUCACUACGAUGGGUGACGGUCGUCAACGGGAAUUGGAAUGCGGUGAUAAUUGUUCAGGAGUAGCGUCCAAACAGAGGCUCUUGGCACCGGUAGCUUUGACUGCAGCACCUGAUGGUUCCAUCUUCGUUGGAGACUUCAACCUUGUCAGAAAGAUCAGCCCUGAUGGAACUGUGCGAACCGUGGUUAAAUUGAAUGCCACUCGAGUCUCCUACCGGUACCACAUGGCAUUAUCACCAUUAGACGGAAACCUGUACAUCUCGGACCCAGAAUCCCAUCAAAUUAUCAAAGUCCGUAACACCGAAGACUUUAGCGAUCCUGAACAUAACUGGGAAACCAUCGUUGGAUCUGGAGAAAGAUGCCUUCCUGGAGAUGAAGCUCACUGUGGAGAUGGGGCAUUAGCAAGAGACGCUAAACUUGCUUACCCCAAAGGUGUCGCAGUUUCCAUAGAUAACAUUCUCUAUUUUGCAGAUGGAACGAAUAUCAGAAUGGUUGACAGAGACGGAAUCAUUACAACAAUCAUUGGCAAUCACAUGCACAGAGCUCACUGGAAACCGAUUCCUUGUGAAGGAACAUUGAGCGUUGAAGAAGUUCACUUACGGUGGCCCACAGAACUAUCUAUUAAUCCCUUAGAUAAUAGUUUGCAUAUCAUUGACGAUCAUAUGAUUCUACAAAUGGCACCAGACGGUAGAGUAAAAGUUAUCGCCGGCAGACCUCUCCAUUGCCCCUCACCAAUAACUGGAGUUGACGUUGAGUUGGCAACUUAUGCAACUUUAGUCAUGCCCCAAAGUAUCGCUUUUGGGUCAGCAGGUGAUUUAUAUGUGGCCGAAAGUGAUUCUCAAAGAAUAAACAGAGUCCGCCUUAUCACAACAGAUGGAAAGAUUGCUCUGUAUGCUGGUGCCGAAUCGAAAUGCAAUUGCUUAGAAAGAGGAUGCGACUGCUUUGAAGCUGAUCAUUACUUGGCUUCUAAUUCCAAGUUCAAUACUAUAUCAGCUGUAAUUGUAAGUCCCGACGGCAUAGUCCACAUUGCUGAUCAAGCUAACUAUAGAAUCCGUUCGGUGAUGGCGAGUAUUCCAGAUGCGAGUGGUGCAAGGGAAUAUGAAAUCUAUUCGCCAGAUACGCAAGAAAUCUAUAUUUUCAACAGGUUUGGUCAGCAUAUUACCAGUAAGAACAUCCUAACUGGAGAAAAUAACUAUCUCUUUACCUAUACUGUCAACACAAGUAAUGGUAAACUUAGUACUGUAACCGAUGCAGCUGGUAAUAAAGUAUUCCUGUUACGAGACUACUCUACAUCAGUGAACUCCAUCGAAAAUACUAAAGGUCAAAAAUGUAGAUUAAAGAUGUCUAGGAUGAAAAUGCUCCAAGAACUUAGGACUCCCGACAACUUCAACGUUACAUUUGAUUACUAUGGACCAAGUGGGUUGCUUAAAUCCAAAUACGACAGCACUGGCAGGAGUUACGUCUACAAAUAUGAUGAGUUUGGACGUCUGACAUCGGCUGUAACACCUACUGGCCGAAUCAUUAAUCUUAACUUCGAUCUAAGUUUAAAAGGUGCAACUGUGCGUAUUACAGAGAACAACAAGAAACCUAUUUCGAUAUUGAUAAAGGGGUCCUCUGUUAACACACGUGUUGGUGAUGCUGAGAAAAAGACAAUAAUUUCAUCAGACAGCAGUAUUUCAUCUAGCAUGCCUUGGGGUCAUGUUAUUUCGACAGAUACAGUUCCUUAUACUGUUUUAGCUGAAAUAGAUCCCAUUUUAGGAGAAAGCUUCCCAAUUCCUGCCAAACAGAGGACUGAAGUGGGCGGUGAUUUGGCCAAUAGGUUUGAAUGGCGAUACUUCUUAAGAAAACUUCUUAACAAUGCGCGAAGCGGAAAGUCUAUUUCACAAGUUGGUCGCAAACUGAGAGUAAAUGGGGAAAACCUGCUCACUCUUGAGUAUGACAGAGAUUCUUCAACUGUUGCUGUGUUUAUGGAUGAUAAAGUAGAACUACUAAACAUAACAUAUGAUAGAACAGCUCGACCUGUGAAAUUCGGUCCAACAAACGGAAUUUUUGCAGAAGUUGUCCUUGACUACGAUAGAUUUAAUCGUUUAACUAAAUGGAGUUGGGGUGACUUAAAUGAAACAUACGGCUUUGAUAGAGCUGGAAGGCUAAACGAGAUAAGAUACGGCGAUGGAUCUUCUCUAGCGUACUCCUUCAGGGAUAUGUUUACUUCACUCCCUCUAAAAGUUACAACUCCCCGAGGUAGUGAUUAUCUCUUAGACUACGAUGAUUCUGGUGCUCUUCAAAAUUUGACUACUCCACGUGGUCAUAUUCACACGUUUGCACUCAUGACUUCACUGGGUUACUUCAAAUAUCAAUACUUUUCGCCAAUGAACCGACACCCAUACGAGAUUUUGUACAAUGAUGAUGGAAACAUUUUAUCUAAAAUAUUUCCACACCAGUCAGGCAAAAUUGUAUACGUUUAUGACAAUAGCGGGAAGCUGGAAAUGAUUCUUGCUGGUGCUUCUUCCGUGCGCUAUAACUAUCACGAAAAUACCCACCUUGUCAAAAAUGUCGAAAUUACGGAGGCCGACUACGAACUACGCCAAGACUAUAAAUAUCAUGCUGGUAUUCUUAAAGAUCAAAAAAUGAAAUUUAGCCCAAAGAGUAAUUUAAAUAAUGCUCAUUUCAAAUUUCAAUACGAUGGCAACGCGCGGCUUUCCACAAUUGAUGUUAAUAUCAACAGCAAGGAAAUGCCUCAGUUGAGAAUGAAAUAUAAUCAAAACUUGGGAAUUCUUGAAGCACUCAGUGAUCUAAGAAUUUAUAGAAACACCUUUAACCGAUCGGUGAUGCAGGACACCAGCAAACAAUUCUUCACGAUAACUGACUAUGACGACCGCGGCAGGGUAAAGUCCGUCCUGAUAAACAUCAAGGCUUUCGACGUAUAUCGACUUGAAUUAGAAUAUGAUUCAAGAAACAGAAUAAAAUCAAAGAAGACUAUGAUCGGCGACACGACUUCGAACGAACGAAUCAGUUAUAAUUACGAUGGACACCUAAUGGAAGUAGUAGGAUCCGAAGAUGACUGGAAAUACGUAUAUGAUGAGAACGGUAAUGUGAUUGGGGUCAUUGAGCAUGGAGAGAAACGAUACUUGGGCUAUGAUAUUGGCGACAGAGUAGUUCAGUACGGUGAUAUGGAAUACAGCAGCUAUGAUGGCCGAGGUUUCGUUAUAAGACGAGGCGAACAAAAGUACACGUACAACUCUCACGGCCAAUUUGUACAUGCUUUCGAAAGAGACAAGUUCCAGGCGUGGUACUACUAUGAUGACAGAAGUAGAUUGGUAGCUUUGAAAGACGACAAGAAUAAUAUCACACAGUUCUUCUAUGCUAACCCUGCAACGCCAUUUUUGGUUUCACACGUGCACUUCCCAAGAUCUGGAAAGACCGUUCGAUAUCUAUACGACCAGCGCAAUUACUUGACAUGUAUCGAGACAGAAGAUCAAAGAUUCUAUGUGGCUACAGAUCAGAAUGGAUCCCCACUCGUCGUUUUCGAUAUCAACGGUGAAAUUGUUAAAGAAAUAAAACGUAGUCCUUUCGGCAAAAUCCUGAAAGACAGCAACCCAGAAUUCUACAUUCCCGUUGACUUCCAAGGCGGUGUUUAUGAUUUCUACACAAAUUUAAUUCAUUUAGAAACUAGAUUGUAUGACCCGGUCGUAGGUCAAUGGAUGACACCGAGUUGGGAACAUUUGGCAAGCAAAUUACACUUGCCUACGGACAUUUUCAUCUACCGGUUCAAGAAUAACGAUCCAAUAAACAAGAAUCAGCACAUUCCCUACAUGACAGAUUUGGGUAGCUGGUUACAAAUGUACGGAUAUGAUCUGAACAAAAUGAUGGGGUCUAGGUACAUAACCAACAUGAUCUUCCAACCGAAAGUAGAACUGACUGCGCCCCGCUUGACUCCUGACUUUGAAGUAUUGUCUGGAUUGCAGUGUAUCAUUGAAAAGGUGAACCUGAAGUUAGCAGAUAUGAAUUUCGUACCGACCCCUCUUUUAAAAAUGGAACCAAUCAAACGAAACCUGCUACCCAGAGUCUCAUACAAACGAGGUGUGUUCGGUGAAGGUGUUCUCAUAUCGAGAGUCGAUGGCAAGGCUUUGAUCAGUGUGGUCGACGGAGCUAACAGUGUAGUAGAAGACGUCAUAACAACAGUAUUCAACAACUCCUACUUCUUAGAUGUACACUUUAAUAUCCACGAUCAGGACGUGUUCUACUUCGUGAAAGACAAUACUCUGAAAAUCAGAGACGAUAUGGAGGAACUACGUAGACUGUCAGGGAAAUUCAACGUAUCCCAAGACGAGACCAACGAUCAAGGACUAGAGGUGCGCGUGCACGCGGUGAGCGCGGGGUCCGCGCAGGCGGUGAUGGUGCUGCGCUACGGCGCGGAGCCGCGGGCGGAGCGCGCGCGGCUGCUGAAGCACGCGCACAAGCGCGCCGCCGCACGCGCCUGGGAGCGCGAGAAGGCGCUGGUGGCCGCGGGCUGGGAGGGCCGCGCGCUCUGGACCGAGGAGGAGAAGGAGGAGCUCAUCUCGCACGGCGUCGUGGACGGCUGGGUGGCGCGCGACGUGCACCCGCUCUCGCGCUACCCGCAGCUCGCCGACGACCCCGCCAACGUCGUGUUCGUGCGCGACGCGCGCCGCAAGCGCCGCAGGAGCGGCCGCGCCAGGCACCGCUCCUAA